Messenger RNA from Nasonia vitripennis (jewel wasp), 1510 nucleotides. RefSeq lists its product as uncharacterized. The record is from RefSeq and is a predicted model, not a curated record. The coding region runs from base 812 to 1135 and encodes 107 amino acids. NCBI's taxonomy places the organism in Eukaryota, Metazoa, Arthropoda, Insecta, Hymenoptera, Pteromalidae. The transcript is spliced from 2 exons.
AGGUGCUACCAUCCGGAUGGUAGUACGGAAAAUGGGGGCUAACGCCAAAGAAAUAAUGUUUUUUAAAUAUUUUUUGUUUAAUAAACUCGCUCCUCUACUAUGUCAAAUAUUUAACAUGUCUCUGAGCGAGGCACGCUUUCCCUCCGCCUGGAAGUCGUCGCUCGUACAAGCACUGAACAAAGUUAACUCUCCAACAACUUUGACUGAUUACUUCUAUUUGAUUUUAGCAAGGCGUUUGAUACUGUGUGUCAUGUCAGGCUACUCGGAAAACUAUCCUCUUUCAGCUUUUCUAAGCAGGUUAUCCGCUGGCUUGCAUAUUACUUCUUGAAUAGAGAACAGGCCGUCAUUGGUGACAACAACGAACUCUCCACCUCUCUACCAUUAAACACCGGUGUCCCGCAGGGGUUAGUUAGGUUAGGCCCUCUGUUGUUCGCGUUGUACAUCAAUGAUAUUGGCUUCUGUCUAGAUUCAGAUGUGUCCUAUCUAAUCUAUGCGAAUGACCUGCAGAUAUACAGCUAAUGCCACCUUGAGGAGCUGAAUUCCUGUUCUGUCAGGGUGAGUGCUAACGCCGAAAGAAUAAUGGGCUGGGCUGCACUAAAUAGACUUAAACUAAAUGUCCUUAAGACUAAGGCAAUCGUCCUUAGUUCCCCCUUAUAUAAAUGCACUACCUUCUAUUGUUAACACCUUUAUAUAUAUAGAGGGAGCCCAGGUAGACUAUGAAUAAUCUGUGCGCAAUCUGGGGUUAGUGCUAGACUCUAAACUUACAUGGAAAGAGCACGUUACACAAAUAUGUAAACGUGCUCACUCUCUGAUGUACUGGCUCUAUUUCUUUCGGAAAAGCACUAACCUCAGGCUGCGCCAACACCUAGUGCAAGCACUCCUAUUUUCCAUCAUAGACUAUUGCGCACUGGCUUACUGCCACCUGACACAAGAACUGGACACGAAACUGCAGAAACUUGUCAACACGGGGAUCCGUUAUAUCUACGGUGUAAGGAGGGACGAGCACAUCUCCCCUUACAGGCUGCCUACCUACAUAUUAGCCUUUUUCGAUUUCCAAGCCGCGCUCAGGCCUGUGUGGGGUGAGGUGACCCCCCUGGAUAUCCCGUCCUUCAAGACAAAGACGCUGAAGAAUUAAUUUUUCAUCAAUGCUUCCUACCUCUGGAACAGUCUUCCAUCUAACCUUCGCAAUACACUAUCCAUAUCACUUUAAACAAGCAGCUAAAACAUACUUCUUUGAAUUGGAAAACACGUAAUCAUGACGCAAACAUACACACUCCUUCAUCUCAUUUCACUUCAUUACAUUCCAUACUUUUCACAUCUAGCACACUUACACAAUAAUUUAUUCUACUUUGUUUUCUCUAUAAAUCAAUAUGUACGACAUAAUGUACAACAAUAAAGCAUAUAUAAAUCUAAAAUCUUUCUUCCUUAUUACAUUAUGUGCUCCAACACACACGGUUGCACGAAAUAUGCAGCCUAUAGCGAGCUUGUUUCAAUAAUGCAUAAUCGGCUG